AUGGACGUCGCUGCGCAGCUAUUUGCACCUGCCGUCGAUGGCCCCCGCGACGACCCAGCCAACGGCUUGAACCCCUCGCAGCCCAGGUACUUGCACUCGCCGCCCGACAGCAGUAAUGCAGUCAAAUCGGACGCGAGCGACUCCGAGCUCAGCGAACUCGACGACGAACCCCCCGUCGAUGCUGCUCCCCCCGGCCUGGACGCCUCGGCCGAGGUGCCGCCUGCCGCCGAGGACGAUCAAGAUGACAUCGGAGAUGUAGUGCCCGAUCACUGGUCCGGCACCGUACCCGUCUUCAAACCGACAAUGGAACAGUUCAAGGAUUUUAAGAAAUUCAUGAAAAAGGUCGACAGCUACGGCAUGACGUCGGGCAUCAUCAAAAUCAUCCCACCUCAGGAAUGGAAAGAUGCUCAGCCCAAGCUUGACGAAUUGAUCAAGCAAAUUCGUGUCCGGGAACCAAUCAAGCAGGAUAUCAUGGGCUCAAACGGAACAUACAGACAGGUUAACAUUCUGCACGGCCGAUCGUACAACCUGCCCCAGUGGCGCCAGCUCUGCGAUCAGAGCGAGCACCAACCGCCCGCCCGCCGAGGUGAGCGACGAGCAAACACGGAUAAGCCGAAACCUCCGAGAUCGAAGCCCGCCGUCCCGAAACAACCUGACACGUCGGCACCCAAGAAGCGCGGUCGCGGCCGCCCUCCUAAGAAUAAGGCCAAGCAUGAUGAUGCGGCCGUCCAACGAGGCGACCGCCCGAUGACACCCGUAUCGCCCAAGUCAGGGUCGGAGGAACCAAAAGAAGAAAAGCCCGAGGUGCUUAAAUCCGUCGAGAAUGACGGUCCAGAGCCAGAACCGAAGCAGGAGCCUGCCCCUGCCCCUGCUCGGAUGGGUGGACGUAUGGGGGGCGUCAAACCCGCCAAGGAAAAGACGCAGUCGGUCUCAGCACGCAGAAAGAAUGGCCGCCGUGAAGGCUCUGUCGCCAUCGACGAGGAAGCUUUCAAAGACUUUGACUACAAAAUGGACAUAUCCGACUACACCGCUGAGCGAUGUGAAGAAUUGGAGAGAGCGUACUGGAAAACUCUUACAUAUGCGCCUCCUCUCUACGGCGCCGACAUGAUGGGUACUCUGUUUGACGAUUCUAUGGACACUUGGAAUUUGAACAAGCUGCCUAAUCUUCUCGAUGUACUUGGCACCAAGAUUCCUGGCGUCAACACGGCGUAUCUCUAUCUCGGCAUGUGGAAAGCCACAUUUGCAUGGCAUCUCGAGGACGUGGAUCUCUACAGUAUCAACUAUCUUCACUUUGGCGCACCAAAGCAGUGGUACAGUAUCUCACAAGCCGACGCCCCCAAAUUUGAGAGGGCAAUGAAGAAUAUCUGGCCUGCGGAUGCCAAGUCUUGUAGCCAGUUCUUGCGACACAAGGGUUACCUCAUUUCUCCCCAGCAUCUUUUGUCACACUACGGCAUCCGUGUCAACAAGUGUCUCUCAUACCCCGGAGAAUUUGUUGUCACAUACCCCUACGGCUAUCAUUCCGGAUAUAACCUGGGCUACAACUGUGCCGAGGCCGUCAACUUUGCCCUCGACUCAUGGCUUCCGAUGGGUAAAAUCGCAAAGCGAUGUGAGUGCUCGCAAGCACAGGACAGUGUCUGGAUCGACGUCUACGAAAUUGAGCGCAAGCUGCGUGGCGAACCGACACCAGAAUACUACGAGGAGACUGAGGAUGAAGACGAAGAAGAUGACGAGGAUAUGUUAGGAGUUCUGUCGCCUCCCCCCAGCGCCCUCAAGUCCAAGCACGCUAGGAAGCGCAAGCACAUCGGAGAGCGUGGCUCAAAGAAGAUCAAAAAGCUCCGCCUACGGCUCAAGCCAAAGGCAGACCCGCCUUGUUGCCUCUGCCCCAACGACUUUAGUGGCAUGGAGAUCUUGCCUACUAACGACGGCCGCAAAGCUCACAGAAUGUGCGCCCUGUACAUCCCCGAAACCUACAUUGAUACAGUCGAAGGACAGGACGUCGUGUGCAAUCUCAGCAACGUGCAUAGGGACAGACUGGAUCUUAAGUGCCUGUUCUGUCGCUCUAAGCGCGGCGCCUGCUUCCAAUGUUCACAGAAGAAGUGCGCCAGAGCGUACCAUGCGACAUGCGCUGCUGCAGCCGGCGUAUUUAUCGAGGAACAAGAUAUCCCAGUCUAUGGCGAAGACGGUGUUGAGUACAAGGAACAAGCUUUCGAGUUUAGCUGUCGCUUCCACCGCACUCGCAGAGAUAAGAAGCUCGAUGGCAUAGCACUUGAAGCUGACGACCGCAUUCAUCGUGCUGCUAAGGCUGUCAAAUCGGACGAGAUAUGCCAGUUUCAAUACGCUAAAGGUGACAUUUUCGCCGGCCUCGUCAUUGAAAGCCGCAGCGACGAAGAGACGUUCCUUGUCAGCGUCGUCCCCACUGGCGAGCGUAUCGACAUUGAAUGGAAGUGGCUGCUUAUACCCGAUCCUUCGGAUUAUCACCUACCCAAGGCGUCACCGAAUGCACUCCCGCUGCCUGCCUCAGAAAAGGCCAGAAAACGAAUCAAUGCAAAGAGACAGGAUGAUGACAAGCCACGCAAGGGCGACGAGUUUGCUGAAGGAUACACCUGGUCCGAGUUCAAUCUUCACGACGUUGCCGUCAACAAGGACCAGGUCAAAGUCGACUUUGCGAAGGCAGAUCAGAUUUGGCAUUAUCUUGGCAGUACCUCUACGGAAGCCAAGGCUCAAUACACCGAAGACCCAACCAAGCGGCGACAUAACCCGAAGGCUAACUUCCUGGACACUAUUCCCAAACCACCAAGGCCAAUUGCAGUACCGAAGGUUAAGCAGGCUCGACAACAAGGCGUCCCGGGUGGGCAUUUGUAUCACCAGCAAUCUUACGGACGCUAUAUUCCACCGCUGGCCGUCGGCAACACCGUCAUGGGUAGGCCCUAUGCUCAUCCACAGCAUGCGGCCUCUCCCCAAGCUGCUGGCACGCAUAAUGUGCAAAUUCCAUACGCAAACAUGCCAGCCUAUUCUCAGCGAGGGCAGAUGGUUGGAAACAACGUGCCACAAGAAGUACCCAGGUUCACUGUUCACCCGUCUGUAUAUCAUACGUACCAGUUCUUCCAGAUCCACUUCAACAGGGAGCCGUCCAGAUACCGCACGCCCUAUGCCACUUGCGGUGGAUUUAUCAAUGGCUACCAAAACAACUGCAAGGCUCAGUUGCCGAUUAAUGGUAGCCAAGCUGGCUCUAUGAGGCGGGUAGAUAAUGUGCCAGUCCCGGCAGGCCACUUUCACGGCGUACCACAACCUGCGGCACCCAAUGCCCGACCUCAGCCUGUGGCCGCAACAGCAAUGAAGUCGGAUAAGGCAAAGGCAACGCCGCCACAAAAGGCCGUUUAUAAGAUACCUGCGAAGCAAUCGCCCGUGCCGCUACCACCGGGGUUCCUUGCCGCAAUGGGCGCAUCGCCCCCGCCAGCAGCUGCACCAGGGACAGAAAAGCAAGCCGCGACUGCAUCGCCAGUAGCAGUCACGGCGCCCAGCCAGCCCCGAAUUGCGAAGCCGUCUGAAGCAGCAAAGAUAUCUAGGACACCGGUGCCUCUGCCGUCGUCUGCGUUAGCGUCGCGGCAUCAUGCUUCGAUCAUUAAGAACACAUCAACAUCCCAGAAUAACGGCAAUGUGGAUAUUGCUUCAACAGAAAGGGAACCCACUCCCCCACAAAAAUACUACCAGACGCCGCCGGAACAGCAAGAAUUUGUUGACGUGCCGGGCCGAGAAUCUAUGGAAUUCGUCGACAACAUGAUGCGGAAUCUGCGGCGGGCGUCUCAACAAGGAACCGCAACAAACUAA
Messenger RNA from Cordyceps fumosorosea ARSEF 2679, 3828 nucleotides. Its product is annotated as jumonji family transcription factor. The transcript is spliced from 2 exons. Gene Ontology annotation, cellular component: nucleus. The record is from RefSeq and is a predicted model, not a curated record. Gene Ontology annotation, biological process: chromatin remodeling. Lineage: Eukaryota; Fungi; Ascomycota; Sordariomycetes; Hypocreales; Cordycipitaceae. Bases 1 to 3828 code for a protein of 1275 amino acids. Gene Ontology annotation, molecular function: histone H3K9 demethylase activity; histone H3K36 demethylase activity.